Molecule: messenger RNA, 831 nt
Organism: Penicillium verhagenii
Lineage: Eukaryota; Fungi; Ascomycota; Eurotiomycetes; Eurotiales; Aspergillaceae
Product: glycoside hydrolase family 128 protein
Exons: 1
Coding region: 1-831 (276 amino acids)
Biological process (GO): fungal-type cell wall polysaccharide metabolic process
Cellular component (GO): fungal-type cell wall
Source: RefSeq, a predicted model, not a curated record
AUGGUUUCCUUCACCACCCUGCUUACUGCAGGCCUGUUGGCCACCACUACCCUUGCUGUGCCCCACACCAUGCACAUGCACCGGGAUCUGCACAAGGUGCAGAAGCGCUCCACCAGCAAGCGCGGAGCGGCCUACAACGAUGUCUCCACCGUCUCCGUCCUCAGCGACUCGAACACCAUCAGCUGGGCCUAUGACUGGGGCUUCUCUGGCAGUUCUGGUCUCCCCUCCGGUGUCGAGUUUGUCCCCAUGCUCUGGGGAGUCAGCUUCUUCAGUGGUUGGCUCACAGCUAUCGAGACCCUUCUCGCCGGCGGAAGCAACUACAUCAUGGGUUUCAAUGAGCCGGAUAACUCUGGUCAGGCUAACAUGAGCCCUUCCGUGGCGGCUGGAUACUACAAGCAGUACAUCACCCCGUACUCCGGCUCUGCCAAGCUGAUCUCUCCUGCCGUCACCUCGUCCACCACGGACGGUGAGGGUCUGAGCUGGCUCGAGGAAUUCAUGACCGACUGCUCUUCCUGCAACAUUACCGGUCUGGCUGUUCACUGGUACGGAGACUCCAUUGACGAGUUCACUAGCUUCGUUCAGGAGGCCGUUACCACUGCCGCCAACUACGACCUGGAGGAGGUGUGGGUCACUGAGUUUGCUCUGACUGCCGAUAUCUCUGGUGUCAGCGAUCAGUCCACCACUGCCGACUUUGUCACUCAAGCUGUUACCUGGAUGGAUUCUCAGGCUAACGUUACCCGUUACGCGUACUUCAUGUGUGCUGAUGGAUAUCUGCUUUCUGAUGAUUCGCUGAACUCUGUUGGCUCCGCUUACACCUCGUCCUCGAACUAA